AAGAAGAUAAAGAAAAGUUUGAGAUUCUUUUAUUAAGAUUAACGGUAUCUUGUAGAUUUGCUUUUCAUUGGGUUAACAAUCCAGAAGCAAAAGAAUUGUUUCAGGUUUUAAAUUCCCAUAUUAAACUUCCAGAUCAUCGAGUUCUCACUGUAUCUGAAAAAGAUAAAAUGAUGAACGAAGAACUUCUUCAAGAUAAUGUUGCAACUGAUAUUAGUCUAGAAAGGGAAUCCCACAUUAAAGUAAUGGAAAAAACAAAAAAAAUAAUAGAUGAGUUGCAAAAUAUGGAAAUAAAGGUUUCUGCUAUUGUUACUGAUAGUGCAGGUCCAUAUGCGGCUGCAAGAGCUGAUAUAACAUGGAGCUAUCGACAAGAGUUAAAUUCUGCUAAUUUACUUCCGCCAAUUCAAAACAGUACACAACAAGAGACUACUAGUAAAGAAGACAAUGAACUUUUUAAUGAAAUCGCAUCCAAAAGUGAAGCAAGACAUGAGCCUGAAUUUGAAAAAAUUGAAAAUAAAGAUAAUGCCGUAAUUGAAGACUUUAAUGAUGAAGAGACAGUAGAAUCAAAUUCUUUAGAAGAAGAAUUUAGCCAAUUCUUGGACGUAUGGGUGGUAAUAUCAGUGGAGGAAAUUAAAGAAUCGAUGAGUAUAGAUGAAGAUAAAGAAGAAUGUUUUUUUUUAUCAGUUGGUUUAGUUGAUGAUAUUAUUUACCUAGUGAUUGACCCUAAUACCAAAUAG
This is a messenger RNA of Dentiscutata erythropus, 734 nucleotides long. Lineage: Eukaryota; Fungi; Glomeromycota; Glomeromycetes; Diversisporales; Gigasporaceae. The record is from the annotation of a GenBank genome assembly.